Molecule: messenger RNA, 490 nt
Organism: Corticium candelabrum
Lineage: Eukaryota; Metazoa; Porifera; Homoscleromorpha; Homosclerophorida; Plakinidae
Product: neurotrypsin-like
Exons: 3
Coding region: 25-447 (140 amino acids)
Cellular component (GO): membrane
Source: RefSeq, a predicted model, not a curated record
UGGAAGGACCACCAAAAAGCGAAGAUGUCGUGGUGUUCCUUGUUUGCCGUAAUCGUAUUCUCGACAUUCAUAGUUGCUCUAUCUGCUCCUAUUGAAUAUGCAUACGGAGAUAUACGUCUGGUUGACGGGCCUUCGUCUAGAGAAGGACGUUUGGAACUAUUUGACGGCACACAAUGGGGUACAGUUUGUGAUGAUGGUUUCUCGGACUCGGAAGCUCAAGUCGUGUGCCGCCAACUGGGUUACUGGUAUUCCUCUGCUGUCGCGGAAGUCCGCCGGAACGCGUACUACGGAUAUGCAAGUGGCCGCAUUGUUCUCGACAAAGUUGAUUGUGAGGGCGACGAGAUUCGACUAUUGUAUUGCGAUCACAGCCGUUUGGGACAAUCAGACUGCUCUCACUCCAAAGACGUCGGCGUUAAGUGCAGUAAUAAUACAUUCCCUACGAUCUAGAUGGUUGUCGUCCAUGAAAUUGAACGGUUGUUUUGUUCUUAGG